Messenger RNA from Bombyx mori (domestic silkworm), 417 nucleotides. RefSeq lists its product as uncharacterized. The transcript has a single exon. Bases 1 to 417 code for a protein of 138 amino acids. The record is from RefSeq and is a predicted model, not a curated record. Lineage: Eukaryota; Metazoa; Arthropoda; Insecta; Lepidoptera; Bombycidae.
AUGGGAGCUGGAGGCCGAGUCGCUCGCUACCGAUUAUAUCGGUGGCGUAACGAACUUCGUGCUCUAGGCGUGGCGCGUGUCCUCAAAAGUGAACUGCGGGCGCAGAAGGCCCAUUCUUGGCGGUCCGUGUUCGAGUUGUGGUCGAGGCGGCUGGCCAACCCGAUGUGGGAUUUAUGGACCGUAGCGGCGGUUUAUCCGGUCUUUGAUGACUGGGUAAAUCGUGGUGGAAGGCGCCUAGCCUUUCGUCUGGUGCAGGUGCUGACCGAGCAUGGGUGCUUCGAGAAGUACCUACACCGGAAAGGAGCUGAGCUGACGACGAGGUGCCACCGUUGUGGACACGACCUGGACGGGCGGAGCAUACGCUUUCUGUCUGUCCCGCUUGGGAGAUGCAGCGCCGUGUCCUGGUCGCAAGGAUAG